This is a messenger RNA of Drosophila guanche, 3498 nucleotides long. RefSeq names its product E3 ubiquitin-protein ligase MYLIP (gene dnr1). NCBI's taxonomy places the organism in Eukaryota, Metazoa, Arthropoda, Insecta, Diptera, Drosophilidae. Gene Ontology annotation, biological process: ubiquitin-dependent protein catabolic process. The record is from RefSeq and is a predicted model, not a curated record. Gene Ontology annotation, molecular function: ubiquitin-protein transferase activity. Gene Ontology annotation, cellular component: cytoskeleton. The transcript has 4 exons. Bases 715 to 2709 code for a protein of 664 amino acids.
GCCCCCAUCCGAGUGGCAGUGUAUUUUCUUCAUACUAUUAUUUGAGUCGAGCGGUUGCGCUGCGUUACACUUGUAACUAUUAUUUGAACGCGAAUAAGCGUAUGAUGGUUCCGCAGUCUCAGUUGCAGUUGCAUCUAUCUACCUACCGUGAACUUAAUCACUCGAAAUAUAUGUUUUGUGCGUAAAAAUACAACACACAUCUAUAAAUAACAACAAACGCCUGAGAAAAACCAAUCAAAUAUUUCAAGAAACCAAAAGGCAAAAAGUGAAACUUGUGCGUGCGUUUUGUGCCGCUAAAAUGUGAACAACAAAUAGCAGUGCAAAAAUUGUUUAAAAGUUAACAGAAUAAAUACUCCGUACAAAGAUCCCGCUGGCCACUGAAACUGAACCAAACACCCAGGUCUAAUUGGAUUUGGUGCGCAAAUUGUAAAAUAUCCGACAGCAGCAACAACAAAACCAAAGCGCAACCUGUAGCUUUGGCUUUGAUUUUGGCUUUGGCUUUGACUUUGCAUUUUGGAUUUGCCUUUUGUGUAUGCUGUGAGGAGCGUAAGGCGGAAGCCAAUUGAACCCGAACAAAUGCAAUUGUUUCAAACAUAAAGCUGCAGGCACUUACCAGCGUUGAGCCGCGCUUUUACCUGUUCAACAACUAAUCAACCGUUAAAAAAAGGAGAAACAAAAGUCAGCCUACUACAGCUAGCAGCCAGCAGCAACAAAAUGUGGUGGUGCAUUGUUAACCUGCCAAACGGCACACAACAGGCCGUCAAGUGGGAUCCAAAAGCGAAUGGACAGGAGUGCCUAGAGAAGGUCUGCCUCGCCUUGAACAUCAUCUGCGAGAUGGAAUACUUUGGCCUCGAACACUGGACGCCCAACCAGAAGGAGACGCAGACGCGUCAGUGGAUCAAUCUGCGGAAUCGCCUGUCCUGCGACAGCGGCAGCAGCGGCAGUGGCAUUCAACUGAUGCUGGCGCUGCGCGUCAAGUUCUGGGUGCCCGUGCACUUCAUCCUGCAGGAGAGUGUGCGCAAUCUGUUCUACAUGCAGGCACGUCGCGACCUGCUGGAGGGACGACUCUCCGCCAGCGACUGGAGCAAUGCGGCCAAGCUGGCGGCGCUGCUCUGCCAGGCGGACGGACUGCGCUUCAAUGAGGCGGCGCUGAGGGCCGACUGUCCCAUGAGGAUGCGCCGGGAGUUGGCGCAGCAGCAGCUGCAGCAGCAGCAGGCACAGCAGCAGCGGCACGAGCAGCAGCGGAAGGAGAAGGAGCACGUGCUGAGCUUCAAGAAGCGUCGCCUGUCCAAGCAAAAGUCCAUGGAGCACAUUGAGAACUGUGCCCUGCCGCUGGCCGCGACCAGCUGCAGCCUGCAGCCCUCACCCUCCACCUCCACCUCCGCCAACACAUCCCACACCUGCUCCUCCCACACCCACUCCAACUCCAGCUCCAGCAGCCCCAGCAACAGCAGCAGCCAGACAGGACUCGACGAGCGUCUGGCCAGCAAUCCCCUGCGCAUGUACGAGGAGUACGUGUUCCUGCCCAGCCACGAGACCAGCGGCGAUGCGGCCUCUGUGCCGGAGCCACCGGCGGACUACCUCAGGCAGAUUGCCACGGAGCACGGCAAGCUGGCCAAGCUGCAGAUGAGUCCCAAGUCGGCCAAGUACUGGCUGCUGCAGUCCAUCCAGGAUCUGCCCGGCUAUGGGGAGGAGCUCUUCAGCGGCGUCACCACCAACGAGAGUGCCACACGCUGCGACAUUGCUGUGGGCGCCCAUGGCAUCACCGUCUGUCGUGGGGGUGAGAAACAAAGCAUCCCCUUUGGCGCCAUUGCAGCCGCCAAGUCGCUGAGGCGCACCUUCAAGCUGGAGUAUGUGGACGAUCACAAUGAUCGCAAGGAGCUGGAGAUUAAGCUGCCCAAGCAGCCAAUUGCCGCUGGCCUCUACCGCUCGAUAACCGAGCGCCACGCCUUCUACGUGUGCGACAAGGUGCGCGGCGUGGUGACGAAUCAAUUUACGAGGGAUCUCAAGGGCACCAUUGCCUCCAUGUUCAAGGAGGACACGGAGCUGGGCAAGCGCUAUGUCUUCGACAUUCAGCACACGUGCCGCGAGGUGCACGAUCAGGCGCGCAGGAUUCUGCAUGAGCGCGGCGGCGAUGCCGCUGUUCGGGCUGAGGCGGCUGAUGGUGCUGUUGCUGCCGCUGCCGCUGCCGCAACUGCCGUUGGUGCUGGGGCGGGCAGCAGUUGUGGCGCUGGUGGCGGCUCCAUGGCCGGCAAGAUAGAUUUGGCCAUACGCGAGAAGGAGGCGCGUGAGGCGGCGAUUGAGCGCUGCGUGGACACGCGCAUAUCCGAGGCGAUGCAGUGCAAAAUCUGCAUGGAUCGCGCCAUCAACACAGUGUUCAAUCCGUGCUGUCACGUGAUUGCCUGUGCCCAGUGUGCCGCCAGGUGCAGCAACUGUCCCAAUUGCCGGGUAAAGAUCACCAGCGUGGUCAAAAUCUAUCUGCCACCGGAGCUGCGCACCAGCCAGUCGGAGUGCGUCAGUGGCGGCAGCAACACCACCAACAGCCACAGUCAAAGCCAAAGCGAAGUGUCCCAAGAGGCAGAGCUGCAGCUGGAGGAGAUCUCAGUGGCGACAGCGACAGCGACAGCGACAGCUGGCGGAUCGGCUGCACCUGUGGCAGGUGUGGCUGAGCCUGGUGGCGGUCAGGCCAAGGUGACAACGGCCGCCUAGAAUUGGUUGUGCUCGCUGCUGUUCCGGCUGAUGGAAUGGAUGUGCGUGCCGAUUGUCUGAGAAUCAUCCAAUGACCAUCCACUAAGACCAUAAUCUAGAGGGAACAACAAAUCAAAAUCAAAAUCAAAAUCAAAAAUCAAAAAUCCCACAACCAAAAAAGCGAAUCAACAAACCCCGAAGGGGCAAGAACAGAAGUGGGAGAAACUCUGUCAGAGAACAAUCUUAGCUAUGUAUCUUUACUCAAGUAUUCUAUGGACAUAAGUAAACUGAAAGUUGUAACUCUUAACUGUAAACUGUAGGCCAUAGCUUUAGGAAUCGAUCUGUAUACCUGUCUGUUUUAGCCUGUAGAAACUCUAUAAGGAAAAGUGCUAUUUAAAACUCGUCUAAGACUUCAAAUGCCUCUAUGCCCUAUGCCUAGAAUAACUGCAGAUUGUUUCAUAUACACCCCUAAGUAUACCAUAUACUAAUGAACGAUCGUUAUAGAUCAGCGAUACCUUUUACCUUUAUAUGAUAUAUAGAUAUAGAUGUCUAAUCGCUACUUACAUCGGUUACUUACUAAUGCCUAGACAUUUUAGUAUUUUCCCCAAACGAACCAUCCCCCCACCCCAAAUCCAAACCAUACACCCACAGCAAACCCAAUCCAAUGAAUUCCCAAAUUCUCAUGCAUGAAAACCAUACCUUAUGUAGGGCAUAUUCUGAGUGUUGUGUCUGUGUGUGUAUAUAGGACAAGCGUACAAUAAUCGCAAAUCUAAGGAGCAAACAAGAAAUACUAGUACUAAGUACCUGCAA